Molecule: messenger RNA, 2067 nt
Organism: Penicillium longicatenatum
Lineage: Eukaryota; Fungi; Ascomycota; Eurotiomycetes; Eurotiales; Aspergillaceae
Product: 1,4-alpha-glucan branching enzyme GLC3
Exons: 8
Coding region: 1-2067 (688 amino acids)
Biological process (GO): glycogen biosynthetic process
Cellular component (GO): cytoplasm
Molecular function (GO): hydrolase activity, hydrolyzing O-glycosyl compounds; cation binding; 1,4-alpha-glucan branching enzyme activity
Source: RefSeq, a predicted model, not a curated record
AUGGCAUCUGUAGAAGCUGCCGACAUCCCCGCUGAUGGAACUGGUGUUCUCAAGCUUGAUCCAUGGCUGGAACCUCACAAGGACGUGCUGAAGCACAGGUACAGCUUGGUCGAGAAAUGGGCCAACGAUAUUAAUCGCACGGAAGGUGGUCUGGAUAAGUUUAGCAAGGGAUAUGAAACUUUCGGCAUCCAUGCACUGCCAAGUGGCGACAUCACAUACCGAGAGUGGGCGCCUAAUGCGACGCAGGCGUCUUUGGUUGGAGAUUUCAACAACUGGGAUGUCAACGCCAAUCCAAUGAGCAAGAAUGACUUUGGCGUUUGGGACGUCAUUGUUCCCUCGAAGGGUGGUGUCCCAGCUAUUCCCCACGACAGCAAGAUCAAGAUCACAAUGGUUCUCCCCAACGGCGAGCGUGUCUAUCGAAUCCCAGCCUGGAUCAAACGUGUCGUCCAGGAUCUGAACGUCUCCCCGAUAUACGACGCCGUAUUCUGGAACCCGCCCGCCAGCGAGCGCUACAACUUCAAACAUGCCCGACCCAAGAAGCCCGAGAGUCUGCGUAUCUACGAGGCUCACGUGGGCAUCUCGUCCCCAGAUACACGGGUUGCCACUUACAAAGAGUUCACCAAGAACAUGCUGCCUCGCAUUAAGGGUCUGGGCUACAAUGCUAUCCAGCUGAUGGCUAUCAUGGAGCAUGCGUACUAUGCCAGUUUCGGCUACCAGGUGAACAACUUCUUUGCUGCCAGUAGUCGCUAUGGAUCUCCGGAGGAUCUGAAGGAGCUUAUUGAUACUGCGCAUAGCUUGGGUUUGGUUGUUCUGCUUGAUGUUGUGCACAGCCAUGCUUCGAAGAAUGUUGCGGAUGGUAUCAAUGAGUUCGAUGGCACUGAUCACCUUUAUUUCCAUGAGGGUGGUAAGGGUCGACAUGACCAGUGGGAUAGUCGUUUGUUCAACUAUGGAAACCAUGAAGUGUUGCGGUUCCUCCUGAGCAACCUUCGUUUCUGGAUGGAGGAGUACCAGUUUGAUGGAUUCCGGUUUGACGGAGUUACCAGUAUGCUCUACGUCCACCAUGGGAUCGGAAGCGGCUUCUCCGGCGGUUAUCAUGAGUACUUCGGUCCGACUGUCGAUGAAGAAGGCGUCACAUACCUCACUCUCGCCAACGAAAUGCUACACAAGCUCUACCCUGAAUGUAUCACCGUCGCCGAAGACGUCUCCGGCAUGCCAGCUCUCUGUCUCCCACAUGCACUGGGUGGUGUAGGCUUCGACUACCGUCUCGCGAUGGCCAUCCCAGACAUGUACAUCAAGCUCCUGAAAGAAAAGGAAGACAGCGAAUGGGACAUUGGCAAUCUAGCCUUCACAUUAGUAAAUAGACGCCACGGCGAGAAGACCAUCGCCUACGCCGAGAGUCACGAUCAAGCUCUGGUCGGCGACAAAACCCUAAUGAUGUGGCUCUGCGACAAAGAACUCUACACACACAUGUCCACUCUAUCCGAAUUUACCCCCAUAAUCGAGCGAGGAAUGGCCAUGCACAAAAUGAUCCGCCUAAUCACCCACGGCCUGGGCGGCGAAGGCUAUCUAAACUUCGAAGGCAACGAAUUUGGACACCCCGAAUGGCUCGAUUUCCCCCGCGAAGGAAACGGGAACUCAUUCUGGUAUGCACGUCGCCAGCUAAACCUGACCGAAGACAGUCUGCUCCGUUACAAGUAUCUCAACGAGUUCGAUCGAGGCAUGCAGCUUACCGAGGAGAAGUAUGGUUGGCUGCAUUCUCCUCAGGCCUACAUCAGUCUGAAGAACGAGAGUGAUAAGGUCAUUGUGUUUGAGCGAGCGGGAUUGCUUUGGAUCUUUAAUUUCAAUCCUACCGAGAGCUUUACGGAUUAUAGGGUUGGGGUUGAGGUUCCGGGCACUUAUCGGAUUGUGCUUGAUACUGACGAACCGAGGUUUGGAGGCUUGGGGAGGAAUGAGAAAGACACUCGGUUUUUCACGACUGAUAUGCCGUGGAAUGGGAGGAAGAACUUUACGCAGGUUUAUCUUCCUACGCGGACUGCUUUGGUCCUGGCUUUGGAGGAGACUCUGUAG